GCCUCGGUCCUCACUCACCUAGUCACCUCUAUAUAUGCCGCGCCCUCUCGCCCGUGUAGCUACCUCGCCUCGCUCUCCGUCGUCUCAGCAUAUGUUGUGCAUGUGAAGAGAGAGAGAGGGACGAGGCCGCGUGUGAGAGAAAGCUAUCUAGACUGAAAGGUUGACAAGACACAAAGCUAGAACCUCAUAUCAUCAUUCGUAAGCCAGCACUUACGGACAUUUCGCGAAGCAGUAUGGCUCUGGCUCGCAUCCUCUUGUUGCUGCUGGUCACCGUCGCGAGCCUCCUGCCGCCGAUCGCGAGCCAGCAGGCAGCAGCGACGAAGUGCGAGUACAGAAAGCACUCGGGCCACCGGUACAGGCACCCGGUGGGCGUGCGGAAGAUCGUGGUAGACGCGAGCGGCGCCGGCGACUUCGUCUCCAUCCAACAGGCCGUCGACUCGGUGCCGGAGGGCAACACCAUGCGCGUCAUCAUGCAGAUCAACGCCGGCACGUACAUAGAGAAGGUGGUGGUGCCAGCGUCGAAGCCGUACGUGACGUUCCAGGGCGCCGGGCGCGACGUGACGGUGGUGGAGUGGCACGACCGGGCCAGCGACCGCGGCCCCGACGGGAAGCCGCUCCGCACCUACAACACCGCCUCAGUAACCAUUCUCGCUAACUAUUUCAACGCUAAGAACAUCAGCUUCAAGAACACAGCUCCGGCACCAAUGCCCGGCACGCAAGGAGGGCAGGCGGUGGCGUUCCGCAUCUCCGGCGACAAGGCCUUCUUCUUCGGCUGCGGGUUCUACGGCGCGCAGGACACGCUGUGCGACGACGCCGGCCGGCACUACUUCCGCGACUGCUACAUCCAGGGCUCCAUCGACUUCGUCUUCGGCAACGCCCGCUCCCUCUACAAGGACUGCGAGCUGCACUCGACGGCGCAGCGGUUCGGGUCGGUGGCGGCGCACGGGCGGCACGACCCGUGCGAGCGCACGGGCUUCGCCUUCGUCAACUGCCGUGUGACCGGCACGGGGAGGCUCUACGUAGGGCGAGCCAUGGGCCAGUACUCGCGCAUCGUCUACGCCUACACCUACUUCGACAGCGUCAUCGCGCCCGGCGGAUGGGAUGACUGGGAUCACACCAGCAACAAGAGCAUGACGGCGUUCUUCGGGAUGUACAGGAACUGGGGCCCCGGAGUCGACGCCGUGCACGGCGUGUCGUGGGCGCGGGAGCUCGACUACUUCGCCGCCCGCCCCUUCCUCGGCAAGAGCUUCGUCAACGGAUACCACUGGCUCACACCUGAUGUCUGAAGAGUCAGGACACAGAUCCAUUACAGCAAACCAGAUUUUAUUCGUACAGAACAAACACGGAACAGAACACCAUUUUACCAGCUAAUAUAUAUGUAUAGUGAUCCAGUAGCACAGAAGUAGAUUCGAGAUUCCUUCCGUCCAUACAAUGUGAAGCACCAUUCAACUUUGUCAUGUACUCAUGUAUACCAGUGUAAACUAGACAGUGAGCAGUGAGUUUGUUAUUUAUACCUCUGUA
Messenger RNA from Sorghum bicolor (sorghum), 1521 nucleotides. RefSeq names its product probable pectinesterase 68. Gene Ontology annotation, biological process: cell wall modification. Bases 234 to 1286 code for a protein of 350 amino acids. Lineage: Eukaryota; Viridiplantae; Streptophyta; Magnoliopsida; Poales; Poaceae. Gene Ontology annotation, molecular function: pectinesterase activity. The record is from RefSeq and is a predicted model, not a curated record. The transcript has 5 exons.